UUGUACCGCCACUAAAAUCAUGGUUAUGUCAAAAUAAUGUGUUGAACUAUAUAAAUUUGUUUAUAUUCGUAAAACACCUAUAAUUGAAAGGUUUCUUCAAAGAAAUUCAUAUUCAAAUUCAUGUAUUAGUAAAUAAUGAAGAAAAUAAUUUAGGAUUAUUAUUUUUUUUUUAAUCCCGAAAAUCGAAUAUAUGUCGUGGUAUUUGUGCAAGACACCAAACGUAUAUUGAAAUGGAGCAUUUUAUUACUGAAAAGCAAUUUUGGACUGGAAUUGUUAUAUUGAUAAGAAAUUACAACGCAGUUAAUAAAAAUAUAUUUGCAUGUGUAAUACAUAAAGUGUUGAAAGUAAAGAAGGGAAUUGCACAUUUCUCCAAAACAGAUUACUCUCAAUUUAGUGAUUUUCUUGAACUUGGAAAAAAUGAGGAUACAUUGGUUUCUGAUAGUUCUGAAGUGGAUCUAAUCCACGCACUUUGUAGUGUAGAAGAGAAUAAAAGUUUAGGAGAUGAAUGUGAGGGCUUUCUAAUAUUAUGUAAAUUUUUGUCUAAAAAAUUACAGAAGGAUAUCGAAGCUGUGGUUAAUAUUGAUUUACUGAUUAAAAAAUACACAUGUCGAUUUAUGUCGUGCGAAGAUUUGGAUGAUUAUGCUGUUAAAUUUGGUAACAACCACUUAACAGUGGAUAUACUCACUCAACGUAGUACCUCAGAUAAAAGUAAGCGAUGGUCUGAUUUUAUUUUAAAACCGAAACUAGUGAAGUGGUGUACAAGCCCAACUUUGGAUUCAGUUGAGGAAACCCAACACACAAAAUCCUUACAGUUGGUAGACUUGGAACGUUACAAUGAACUUUACAAGAUGCUCAAGUCCAAAUACGCUGAAAAAACAUUGAAUAUUUGGAGCAAAGCAAAAGAAUCUACUGAUCCUCUAAAAUAUAUUUACGAAGACCUGGCGAUAGCUGCUUAUUUGAUUUGUUUAUGGCAGCGUGUCGGAUCCCCGAUUGGUUUUGCCGAUCUCGGAUGUGGAAAUGGUUUAUUAGUAUAUAUACUCUCUGAAGAGGGCUACAAUGGUUAUGGUUACGAUGUGCGACGACGAAAAAUUUGGGCUUGUUAUUCACAUUCCACAAGAUUAAUUGAACAAACAAUAGAACCUCUAUCAUUUAAACUCCCAGAAGAUGUGGAUUGGUUGAUUGGUAAUCAUUCUGAUGAAUUAUCCCCAUGGAUACCUGUUUUAAGCGCUACUAGUAGCUUUCAAAUGCGUUUCUUUCUACUUCCAUGCUGUGCAUAUGAAUUUUCUGGUGCAAAGUUUCAACGUCGCAAUACGGGUAUAAGUAUAUAUCAAGAUUUUUAUGCAUAUUUAAAUGUAAUUUCACAAAAUUGUGGUUUUAUAACGUUAAAAGAUCGUUUGAAAAUACCGAGUACAAAACGAUUAGCUUUAAUUGGAAUUGAUCGUUCGUAUGCAUCGAAUUUAAAUGAAAAACAAAUACAGCACAUCGCAAAUUUUGUUGAAGAAGAGCGAAUUAAAUAUGGAAACAACAUAUCACUUUUGGAUAUAAAAUUACGUGACCCACACGAAAAAGUCCGAAAUUGCACCCAAAUCAAUAAAAAAAUUAUAGAUGCUUUAAUUUUAAAAAUAUUCCAUCAGCUAUUGUCUCCCGCCAAUAACACAAUAAAAACAAAUAACAAUAAAAUUGGUAGAUGGCAAUCUGGUGUCCGUUUACCUAUGAGAGACAUUGCACAUAAUUUAUCUAAAAGUGAUCUGCAAAGUAUCAAAGCUGAAUGCGGGGGUAUUAAAACUUUAUUACGAAAUAAACAUGAAAUAUUUGAGUUUCAUAGUGGAGACUUAAUUGGAAUAAGGAGGCCAAAAGCUUACGCCCCUCAUACUCAAUACAAUCGACAAACAAUUAAGAAACGGCCAUGUUUUUUUCACGUACAUCACCCAGAUGGUUGUCCUUUAUCGGCCGAAGUAUGCACAUUUAUACAUUAAAAUGUUCCCUUUUUAAUUAAGGUGUACAUCAAACGGAUGUAUAUUUAAAUUACUUUUAAAUCAAAG
Messenger RNA from Zeugodacus cucurbitae (melon fly), 2042 nucleotides. RefSeq names its product probable tRNA (uracil-O(2)-)-methyltransferase. The coding region runs from base 231 to 1976 and encodes 581 amino acids. Gene Ontology annotation, biological process: tRNA methylation. The transcript is spliced from 3 exons. Lineage: Eukaryota; Metazoa; Arthropoda; Insecta; Diptera; Tephritidae. Gene Ontology annotation, molecular function: tRNA (uridine) methyltransferase activity. The record is from RefSeq and is a predicted model, not a curated record.